AUGAACAUAGUUGCCUUCAUUGAUGCAAGCGAUACUGACACAGCGUUGCCUGGCACAGCACAGCAUGAGUCGCGUCUCGGCAGCCACACAGUACCGAACCUCACAUGGGAAAGUAACCACAACCUUCUCUGUAACCUGAGAGUUGAUACUGAAAGACACAAGCGUAUAUACGGAACUGUGCUGUCUUGUGUGGUGGCGGCGCUGGGGGUGGUGAUGCACGACAUGAGGGCGAGCGUGUUGGUGUACGACAACAAUCUUGUGCUUCAGAUGGUGAGUCGAGUCUCAUCCGGGAACUACACGUGUGCCGCCACCAACACCCUCACCGCCACCUUUGAGGAAUUCAUCGAGCCAGCCCCCCCGCGAUCCCAGGAAGCCACCCUGGCAGGGCGCCGCUCCCCCGCCACCCUGCACGCCGCUUCAUCUCCCCUUCCUCCUCCUCUGCCCCGCUUCCCUUUCCUUCCCUCCUACCUACGCUCCUCUCAAUUAUAUAUUUCUAGUGACUCUUUUAAAAACAAGGAAGAGAAGCAUUUAUACAAGAUAUGGGUGAUUGUAUAAUUUGGAAGGAAAAAAAAGUAAUCUACAGGAAGAAAUUAUUGGAAAUUGAAGACUUCAACACUGGGCAUGCGCAGCGCAGGCAGGAAAGCUGUCCGUGUUGUUCGAGGCAGUUCUUGGCCGGUCACGACAAGAUGGUGUCUGCGCGCUCCCAGCUGUGGUUCUGUUGCCGGGUGUGUGCCCACGCCAGGCCA
Scylla paramamosain (green mud crab) is the source of this 746-nucleotide messenger RNA. RefSeq lists its product as uncharacterized. The coding region runs from base 1 to 555 and encodes 184 amino acids. The record is from RefSeq and is a predicted model, not a curated record. NCBI's taxonomy places the organism in Eukaryota, Metazoa, Arthropoda, Malacostraca, Decapoda, Portunidae. The transcript is spliced from 6 exons.